CCAGUCGUCCGACUGUGUUCCAAAGCGUGCAUUGGUAGAGUAAGUCGAGUCUGUGUGUGGGCGAAUAGCGGGAGUGCGUCGCGCUGGCAUACACUGAUCGUUCGUACGGUACUCUGGCGACAUUGGUGUAGAUGUUUUCGCGCAGAUUCAUUCAGCGUGGUUGGCGUCGCUUUCGGUUGUGUGGUAGUGGUGUUGUGAGUCUGCAAAAAGAGAAAGGCUGUGGCAUAAGGAGUAGCAGCAGCAGUUUAGUGCAGCUGGUGUCAGUGGAACGCGGCGUGUUAAACAACGGUAAUAUCGUCGCACUCUCCUCACUCGCCGUUAAAGUGUUUGGAAAAUCCUACGCCGCCGCUAGCAGCACAUCGACCAACUUUGUUUGUACGGCGCAAGAUACGAUGAACGGCGAUACGACUCGUACCGAUAUUAUGCCUUCCGCCGAGAAGAAACCGUUCCGUCGUUUACCCACCGAUGUACGCCCCUAUCACUACGACAUUUCGCUAACACCGGACCUUGGGAAAUUCACGUUCAGUGGAAAGGAAAACGUACACGUAGAUGUAAAACAAUCCACAGAUACUGUGGUUUUGAAUUCCUUGGAUAUUGACAUAAAAAGUGCCGUAUUUUAUGGUAACGAUGGAACGACAAUCCCUGCGAGUAAUAUCGAGUUAUCUGUGGAGGCGGAAACCGCCACCAUAAAGUUUUCCAAAAUAUUACCGAUCGGUGAUAAAGUUGGAUUUAUCGGUUUCGUUUUCACCGGUGAAUUAAACGACAAGAUGAAGGGAUUCUACCGUAGUAAAUACACCGGAUUGUCAGGUGACGAAGUAAGUUGUGCGGUAACAUUUCUCUGUCCUUGUUCAGCGCGCAUGUUGUUUCCAUGCUGGGAUGAGCCAAGUUUGAAGGCUAUGUUCACUCUCACUAUUCGUGUGCCAGCCUCCUUGACUGCCCUCUUCAACAUGCCAGUAAAAUCUGAAUCAGUUGAGGGAGAGUUCAAGGUGCUAAAAUUUGACAGAACUCCCAUAAUGUCGACUUACCUUGUGGCAGUUGUCGUCGGUGAGUAUGAUUAUGUGGAGGGAAAAUCGAGCGACGGAGUUCUUGUGAGGGUAUAUACACCGAAGGGAAAAAAGGAACAAGGUGAAUUUGCCUUGGAGGUUGCAACAAAAGUGCUACCAUACUACAACACCUACUUCGGCAUUGCUUAUCCAUUACCAAAAAUGGACCUGAUAGCGAUAGCUGAUUUCUCUGCCGGAGCCAUGGAAAAUUGGGGGCUGGUCACAUACAGGGAGACCUGCCUGCUCGUCGAUCCCCAGAAUACCUCAGCAGUAAGAAAACAGUGGAUCGCAUUAGUUGUUGGUCAUGAACUGGCUCAUCAAUGGUUCGGCAAUCUUGUCACCAUGGAAUGGUGGACUCACUUGUGGCUUAACGAGGGCUAUGCAUCGUUUGUAGAGUUUCUUUGCGUUGCUCACCUGUUUCCCGAGUACGAUAUUUGGACCCAGUUCGUUACAGACACGUAUAUCAAGGCUCUGGAACUCGACGCGCUCAAAAACAGCCAUCCGAUUGAGGUCCCUGUCGGACAUCCGUCCGAAAUUGAUGAGAUUUUUGAUGACAUAUCUUAUAACAAAGGUGCCAGUGUGAUCCGAAUGCUUCACAGCUACAUCGGCGAUGAGGACUUCAAGAAAGGCAUGAGUUUGUACCUCAAGAGACAUUCUUAUUCCAAUGCUUUGACUGAAGACCUUUGGGCUGCACUUGAAGAAGCUAGCAGCAAGCCUGUCGGUGCUGUCAUGUCGACAUGGACCAAGCAGCAAGGAUUUCCAGUUUUGAAGGUUGACCAGCGACAGGAGGGAACGUCGCGCGUUCUUUCACUUUCCCAGGAGAGAUUUCUUGCUGAUGGAUCAAAGGACAAGGAAAAAAGCCUGUGGAUGAUACCGGUGAGCGUUAGCACGUCGCGGGCGCCGCAGGAAGUCGCGAUUAGCACGGUAAUGAACGAAGCUCAAAAAGAGAUCGUUUUGAAUGACGUGCCCGAAGGUGCUUGGGUAAAAAUCAACCCGGGGACGAUCGGGUUUUACAGAACUCGUUACAGCCCCGAAGCGCUUUCUCUCCUUCUUCCCGCCGUCAAAGACCGCACCCUACCUCCGUUGGACAGACUGGGACUCCUGGACGAUCUUUUCGCCAUGGUGCAAGCCGGGCAUGCCUCAACGGUUGAGGUCCUACGACUGAUGUACGCCUUCCAGGCAGAAGACAAUUACACGGUUUGGUCAAGCAUCGUCAACAGCCUUGGUAAACUAAGCGUUUUACUUUCUCACGUCGAUUACGAAGAUUCAUUCAAGGCCUUUGGACGAUCUCUGAUGAAGGACAUCGGCAGCAAAUUGGGCUGGGACCCAAAACCUAACGAGAGUCAUCUGGACACGCUUCUCAGAUCCUUGGUGCUGGGGCGCCUGGCCGCGUUGAACGACGCGGAGACGAUCGAGGAGGCCAAGAAACGCUUCGAAGCUCAUGUGUCAGGUGCAAGAAUUCUUGCCGCGGAUUUACGCAGUCCUGUUUACAGGGCUGUACUUUCCGUGGGCGGAGCUGAUACCUACGCAACGAUGCUGAAAUUAUACAGGGAGGCUGAUCUUCACGAAGAGAAAGACCGAAUAUCGCGAGCCUUGGGCGCGAUAAAAGAUGAGAAACUGCUCAAGCAGGUGCUUGAGUUCGCGAUGAGCAGCGAGGUUCGCGCCCAGGAUACGGUAUUCGUUAUAAUGUCCGUUGCCAUGACGUACAAGGGGCGGAUUUUGGCCUGGGCAUUUUUCAAGGACAACUGGAAGGUACUCAUGGACAGGUACGACGGCGGUUUCCUACUCUCAAGACUCGUCAAAUUUACGACAGAGAAUUUUGCCACCGAGGAAAGCGCUCUAGAGGUCGAACAGUUCUUCGCCGAUCAUCCGACACCGGGAACUGAGAGGACUGUACAGCAAAGUUUGGAAACCAUCAGACUGAACGCGGCGUGGCUUGCCAGGGACCGAGAAGCUAUAAAAUCGUACCUCUCAGCCCUGCCGUAACUUGGAACAAACCGCAUUAACACCUAGUCACUUAUUCCUUACAUCUACGUGGUUUCGAGAACCUUUUUCUCUUACAACAUGUUCAACGUUAUUUAGGUUGAAUCAAAUUGACAAGACUUCGGUGCAUAAUAAUAGUAAUAAUAAUAAUAAUUAUUAUUAUUUUUACAACUAUUUCCUAAUAUCUCAAGGGUAUGUGCAGGCGUUUUUGCGCCGCGGCUAGUGGUUUGGAGAGAUAUUUAGUUUUCUUGUGUUUCUUUUUGUUUCUGCCAAGGAGAGAGAUGAGAAGUCAUUUUUGAUCUUACAAAUAAUCGAAAAACUCCAUUGAUGUUACGUUUCGAGUCAUCCGUGUUUUCAUAUUGACCAAUGUUCGCCCCUUUACUUAGUGUUUUCUAAACUUCAAACGGCAAAUUAUGUUCGAUUCCCUUUACACUACGUGAAAAAUGUCCGGAAAAUGUUUGUCCUUUGUCUUUAGUAAAAUUCCGCAGAAAAAACGUAUCUUCAACUUGGGAGAAGCGGGUUUAUCCAUCUGUGUAUAGAUAAUGAUUGGUUUAAAUAUACUUCUUCAUAUCUGA
Molecule: messenger RNA, 3601 nt
Organism: Neodiprion fabricii
Lineage: Eukaryota; Metazoa; Arthropoda; Insecta; Hymenoptera; Diprionidae
Gene: Psa
Product: puromycin-sensitive aminopeptidase
Exons: 5
Coding region: 132-3029 (965 amino acids)
Biological process (GO): peptide catabolic process; proteolysis
Cellular component (GO): cytoplasm
Molecular function (GO): zinc ion binding; metalloaminopeptidase activity; peptide binding
Source: RefSeq, a predicted model, not a curated record